AUGAAGCCUAAAAUGAAGUAUUCAACCACCAAAAUUUCUCCAGCAAAGGUGAAAAGCUCAGUAGGCAAAGCCUUGGUAAAAUCUCCCAAGUUGAGAAAAUCCCAACAGAAGGCCGAAGAAGUCUGUCAGAUGUACUACAUGCAGCUACGCUCUGGCCUUAAAAUAGAAAAAAAGGUCUGUUACUUUAGGAAAGAAAUCACCAGAAGGCAUUCAUCAACAGCUGAGAAGCACGAAGAGCAUCUGGCAUUAGCUACCUAUGAGCAGCUGAAACACUUUGGACGGUCUGUGAACCAGGACUUCACCUUGGGUAAAACAGGGGUCCAGAAAUACACUACACCAACUGGCCAUCCAAGUAUCAAAGAACAUUCUGCUUCCCUGAGUACAUACAACGAUCAGUUCAUUACUUUUGUUUUUGAGGAUGGAAGCUAUGAGAUCUAUGUUGAUGACUUGAUGAAAGACCAAGAGAAAGACAAGGUGUUACUCCGUUACUAUGAUUCUCAAUUCCCCUCAAGUGAAACAGAUGGUGGUGGUAAUCAUCGGAAGUUAAUGGUAAACCUGAGCCCCACAAAAGACAAAGACUUCUUGCUGCAUGCAAACAGUAAGGAGCACUCUGUGGAGCUACAAAAAUGUGAAAACCAGUUACCAGAACAAGCCUUCUUUGUCCUUCAUGAGACGUCCUCCCAGUGUGUUUCAUUUGAAUGUAAGAGCAAUCCUGGAGUGUUUCUAGGAGUAAAGGAUAACCACCUAGCUCUAAUUAAAAGAGGGGAACACCCCGAGGAUUCAAAUACACAGAAUAUCACAUUUAAGCUCUCAAACUUAAUGUGA
Messenger RNA from Rangifer tarandus platyrhynchus (Svalbard reindeer), 825 nucleotides. NCBI's taxonomy places the organism in Eukaryota, Metazoa, Chordata, Mammalia, Artiodactyla, Cervidae. The record is from the annotation of a GenBank genome assembly.